This is a messenger RNA of Rhizophagus irregularis DAOM 181602=DAOM 197198, 1821 nucleotides long. RefSeq lists its product as uncharacterized. Lineage: Eukaryota; Fungi; Glomeromycota; Glomeromycetes; Glomerales; Glomeraceae. The record is from RefSeq and is a predicted model, not a curated record. Gene Ontology annotation, biological process: phosphate ion transmembrane transport. Gene Ontology annotation, cellular component: membrane.
ACCGACGAUCGAGUGUAACAAUGAGGGUGAUGCCUUAAUGUGGACGAUUAUCAAAAUCAAAUAAAUAUCCAGUAUGAAGACUAUGAAGUUGCAAAAAAAAAUUUUUUGCUUUUCUAUUGAUUAUUUUCUUUAAUAAAACAGUUUAUAGAGACAAAAAAUAAAAUUUUUAAGAAUAAGUUUUGAAAUGGAACCAUAUAGUUAUUCUUGGCUUUUUAUUAUUGGCGCAAUUACUGCGUUCGCUAGUGGAUUUGGAAUCGGAGCUAAUGAUGUAUCAAACAGCUUUUCAGCUUCAAUUGCAUCAAAAGCCCUCUCUUUAAAACAAGCGUGCUGUAUUGCUAUUUUCACAGAAUUUUUGGGUGCUUUACUACUGGGCGCGAAUACGUCAGAAACCAUCGGGGGAGGAAUUAUAAAAUUAUCAUUAUUUCAAAAUCGUCCUGAAUUACUCAUAUUGGCCAUGGUUUGCGCCAUGGUUGUCUCGACUAUAUGGGUUCUUUUCGCAUCAAGUCGUGGAUGGCCAGUUUCCACUACGCAUUCAAUUGUUGGUGCUACUAUUGGUGUUGGUGUUGCAGCCUUCGGUUGGGAAGCAAUUGACUGGAGUUUUAAUGGCAUGGGAAAAAUUAUAGCUUCAUGGUUCAUUGCACCUAUAGUAUCAGGAGUUGUUGCAUCGAUUGUUUUCUUAGUAACGAAAUAUUUGGUGCUUGAACAUCGAGAAAGUUCGUUCCAACGAUCUUUAAUGGCUGUUCCGAUUUAUCUUUGUAUAAUAGUCAUUAUCAAUACAUUUGAAAUCGUCUAUAAAGGUCCAUCCAAUCUUAAUUUAGACAAUCUUAAACCCUACAUUAUUGUAUCUGUUAUCGUUGGUAUUACGAUUAUCUUUGCUAUUUUUGGUCAUUUCUUUUAUGUACAAUAUUUAAGAAGGAAGAUUCUUGGUAAAGAAAAUGGCCUCAGAUGGUAUCAUGUUUUUGUCAUUCCCUUCAUUAGUGAGCGUUAUGAAAAUACUGCUGAUAAUACUGCUGAAAAUGGUAUUGAAAAACAAGAAAGAAUCGAAAUUGAAGAAAACGAAGAUGUGUCAUCUAGUUUAAAUACCAAAAAGAAUAUUUUCCAAUUAUAUCUUGCGGCUAUUGGAAAAUUUGCCGCCCGUAGUGUGAAUAAAGAAGUUGCAGAUUACAAAGUGCAGGAAAAUAAAGAAAUGCAUGAUCUCGCUAUAAAGUAUGAUCCGGAUACGGAAAGUCUAUAUUCUUUCCUUCAAAUUCUUACUGCCUCAUUCGCUUCAUUCGCUCAUGGUUCAAACGAUGUUUCUAACGCGGUCGGUCCCUUUUUUAUAAUAUAUCUUACUUAUCAUUCUGGAACAAUUCAAUUAGGUGAAACAACUACACCUAUUUGGAUUCUAGCUUUAGGAGGCCUCGCCAUUGAUUUGGGACUUAUUCUUUAUGGAUAUCACGUAAUGAGAACCCUUGGAAAUAGAAUUACUUAUCAAUCUCCAUCACGGGGUUUCUCUUUAGAAUUGGGUACUUCAUUAACAAUAGUAACAGCCUCAAAACUGGGUCUUCCUAUUUCAACAACACAUUGCGUUACUGGAGCAACUACAGCCGUAGGUCUGUGUAAUGGAAACGCAAAAGCAAUCAACUGGAGAUUGUUAGGUUUGUGCUUCUUUAGUUGGAUAAUAACAGUACCUGUUGUUGCAUUACUUGCUGGUUGUAUUUAUUCUUUUGCUGCACAUGCGCCUUCGCAAUAAAAAUAUAUUUUUUUUUAAAACUGUAAAUUUAGAAAAUUCUAAUAAUGUAAUUUAAAAAUUCGAUUAAAAAUAAAGUUAGUCUAAAUUUG